Molecule: messenger RNA, 1970 nt
Organism: Spea bombifrons (plains spadefoot toad)
Lineage: Eukaryota; Metazoa; Chordata; Amphibia; Anura; Pelobatidae
Gene: UTP18
Product: UTP18 small subunit processome component
Exons: 15
Coding region: 228-1796 (522 amino acids)
Biological process (GO): rRNA processing
Cellular component (GO): Pwp2p-containing subcomplex of 90S preribosome; small-subunit processome
Molecular function (GO): protein binding
Source: RefSeq, a predicted model, not a curated record
GAAGUGACGUCUUGGGUGAUGGAGGGCAGGAAGUGUGGGAUACGGAGCUAGCGGUGCUGGGGAAGCAAGGGGAGUAACUACUGUCGGGUUUUACACCGGGGGCUAAAGGGUUUCGGGAAGACCCGGGAUUUGGCAAAGCCACACACGGCGCUUCGAGCUUUAUUUGGGAUCGGGGUUUCCGGUUUGGAGGUUAAAGGUCACAGGAAGCUCCACGUGCGUUAGUGAAGAUGUCUUCUAAGGCGAUUGCCCGUUCUCAGCAACGCAGGAAAAGAAAAAUGAAAACCGUCGCCGUGGACGACGAGGUUCUGAUGCAGGAGGAGCAGCUGAGGGCGAAGCAUUUGAAGAAACUGGCAGAGAAACCGGAUACUGAAAAAUGUUUGGAAGAAUUGGUUUUUGGAGGAGAAGACGAGUUUGUGGAGAAUCUUAUCGUUGGCACAAAAGAAACAGAGGAGGCUCUUGGGAUCCAGCCCAGCAGUGAUUCCGAUGAUGACCAUCCUAAAAGCGACUCGCUGGCAGCAAGGAAGCCCGUUUGGGAGGAUGACGACGAUCUACUUGAAGAAAGUAUCGAAAUGACUCACCGCUAUCGCCGAGACAUCAGGAAAAGUAGAGAGGAGAAGACGCUCGGCAAAGAAAAACUUCAAAUCAGACUGCAGGAAGAAUUCCAGAAAGCAAUGGGGGGAGUCCCAUCGUGGGCUGCCAGAGACCAUAAAAAGAGAGACUCAGAUGAAGACGAUGAGGAUGAGAGCAGCGAUGAAGAAAACGAGGAUAAUUUGUUGAGCAAGACGGGCAAUUUACUGACAAAAUCAAGCUCCCUACCUAAGGGUAUCUUGGCGGUGAAGAGGUGCUUGAAUGCCAAUCACGAAAGGCUAUCGAAAGUCCCGCUCUCGACCGUGCAGUUCCACCCGCUGGCGCAAGUCGUAAUGACGGCGGGAGUUGACUGCACAAUAUCUCUGUUCCAGGUGGACGGAAAGUUAAAUCCAAAGAUUCAAAGCAUUUAUCUGGAAAGCUUUCCAAUUUUUAAGGCACAGUUCAGUGCAGACGGCGAGCAAGUAGUAGCCACAGGCAUGCGUCACAAGUUGUUUUAUGUGUACGACAUGAUGGGUGGAAACAUUAUCCCGAUUCCCAGCAUAAGAGGUUUGAACGACAAGCGUUUCCAGCAGUUUGAAGUGUCUCCCGACGGGUCGUAUCUGCUCCUUAACGGAUCGGCUGGAUUCUUACACUUGCUUUCUAUGAAGACAAAAGAGCUGAUUGGAAGUAUGAAGAUGAACGGCAAGUCCGUCAAAGCAGCAUUUACUCCGGACUGCAGUAAAAUAAUCUCAAAUUCAGAUGACGGCUGUGUGUACAUUUGGGAUGUGAAUAGCAGGAAAUGUCUGAACAAGUUUGUGGACGAUGGAAGCAUACGAGGGACGACCAUUGCUCUGUCCGGAGACGGGCGCUACCUGGCGUGCGGGUCAAACACCGGAGUUGUGAAUAUAUAUAAUUCCGAAGACUGUCUACAGACUACAGCUCCCAAACCACUGAAGACGGUAAUGAAUUUAGUGACCUCGGCUUCGACGAUGGUCUUCAACUCAAAAACCGAAAUCCUCGCCGUGGCGUCCAACAAGAUGGACGACGCCGUAAAAUUGAUUCAUAUCCCAUCGUGGAGCGUGUUCUCUAACUUCCCGCAGCAAAGCAAACGGAAGAGAAUCCACCUGACCCGCUCCAUGGACUUCUCCCCGCGCAGCGGCUUCUUCUCCAUCGCAAACAACAGAGGGGAAGCGUUAUUAUACAGGUUAAAGCAUUAUACGGAUUUCUAAACCGUGACAAUCAAAUUCGUACGUUCCAUUGCCCGUUCCAACUGGACGAAGAAGCCGCUUCUGCACCGAGGCCGCCUGACGUCUCUCCUUUUGUAAAUGUUAUCAUUUUUUUUAAUUAUGAUUUUUCAUCAGUUCUCUGGUUAAGUCUAAAAAUAAAUAUAUUGUAACAUUUUA